Molecule: messenger RNA, 2987 nt
Organism: Klebsormidium nitens
Lineage: Eukaryota; Viridiplantae; Streptophyta; Klebsormidiophyceae; Klebsormidiales; Klebsormidiaceae
Source: the annotation of a GenBank genome assembly
CGACUCACAAGACGCGCACAAGUCGGACUCAUCAGAGUCAGCGACUGCACUCUGCAGUGUGCAGGGCCACCACAUCCGCUGCGUUCCACUGCCAGUGCAGGGAGUCCGCUCAGGCCGGCAAGUUCUCCUUCUCAGGGUCAGAGUAAAGGAAGUAACCAUGGCGCAAGUUCAAGCCCCUCCUCAGGCCCAGGGUGCUCAAGCUGGACCGGGCGGCAGUGGGCCUGCCCCUUUUGCUUCCACGUCACUGUACGUUGGCGACUUAGAAGCCAAUGUGUCGGAAGCACAGUUGUAUGAGGUGUUCAAUCAAGUGGGGCCGGUGGUGUCCAUCCGGGUGUGCCGGGAUCUGAUAACCAGGCGCUCCUUGGGAUAUGCGUAUGUCAAUUACAACUCGGCCCAGGACGCCCAACGCGCGCUCGAGGUCCUCAAUUUCCAGCCAAUCAAUGGGAAGGAGAUCCGGAUCAUGUUCUCUUCCCGGGACCCCUCCUCGAGGAAGAGCGGGGCUGGCAACAUCUUCAUCAGGAACCUCGACAAGGGCAUUGACAACAAGGCGCUCCACGACACGUUUGCCGCUUUUGGCAGCAUUCUGUCUUGCAAGGUUGCCACCGACAAUGCGGGCCAGUCCAAGGGCUACGGCUUCGUGCAGUUUGAGUCCGAGGAGUCCGCUAACCAGGCUAUUGAGAAGGUCAACGGGAUGCUCCUCAACGAGAAGCAAGUGUAUGUGGGUCCAUUUGUGCGGCGGCAGGAGCGUGACGUGGGCGCAGCGUCGUCCAAGUUCCAGAACGUGUACGUCAAGAACCUGGGGGAGGACGUCACCGAGGAGAAGCUCAAGGAGGUCUUUGAGGAGUUUGGGAAAACCACCAGCGCUGUCAUCAUGAAGGAGUCGGACGGCAAGUCCAAGGGGUUUGGCUUUGUCAACUAUGACGAGCCGGAGUCAGCCGCCAAGGCGGUAGAUGCCUUGAACGGCAAGAACAUUGAUGGCAAGGAGUGGUUCGUGGGGCGCGCUCAGAAGAAGUCCGAGCGCGAGCAAGAGCUGCGCAACAAGUUCGAGCAGGAGAGGAGGGAGAAGGCCGAGAAGUUCCAGGGGGUAAACCUCUACCUCAAGAACCUGGACGACACCUUCGACGAUGAUAAGCUGCGCGAGCUCUUCUCCGAGUUUGGCACAAUCACCUCCGCCAAGGUGAUGAAGGCCCAAGAUGGGACGAGCAAGGGUUCAGGGUUUGUCGCCUUUAAUGCCCCGGAGGAGGCCACCAAGGCGGUGACUGAGAUGAACGGCAAGAUGGUGGGCAGCAAGCCGCUGUACGUGGCCCUCGCACAGCGCAAGGAGGAGCGCAAGCAGAGGCUAGCGGUCCAGUUCCAGCAGAGGAUUCCCCAGGUGGGCAUGGGCGGGAACGCCCCCGCCAACAUGCCCAUGUACGGCCAGCUCCCCCCCCCGGGCCAGCAGAUCUUCUUCGGGCAGCCCCCCCCGGGGCUGCUCCCCCCUCAGCCCGGCUACGGCUACCAGCAGCAGGUGCUCGCCCCCGGCAUGCGGCCAGGGAUGCAAGCGAUGCCCAACUACUACGUGCCAGUCGUGCAGCGACAAGGCAACCAGGGCCGCGGGCGGGGGGGUCGCGGUGGCCCUCAGCAAGGCCCGCUGGGCCCAGGGGGUCGCCAGCCGCCGCAGCAGGGCCAGCGGCAGGGCCCCGGCCAGUUCCGCUACGGUCCCAACGCCCGCAACCUGCCCGGGGGGCCUGAACAGGGCCAGGGCAUGCCCCCCCCGGGGCUCAACCAGCUGCCGGUCCCAAUGGAGGUGCCAGGGGGCGUUGCAGGCCCGUCGGCGGAGGGGGCGGUGCCCCCCAUUGCGGUGCUAGCGUCGCAGCUGGCGUCGGCGCCGCCAGAGCAGCAGAGGGCGAUGCUGGGCGAGCAGCUGUACCCGCUGGUGGACGCGCUGGAGCACGAGGCGGCCGGCAAGGUGACGGGCAUGCUGCUGGAGAUGGACCAGACGGAGGUGCUGCACCUCAUCGAGUCGCCCGACGCGCUGCGCUCCAAGGUGCAGGAGGCCAUCGAGGUGCUCAAGCUCGCGCAGCAGCAGCCGCCGGUCGACCAAAUGGGGGGGCUCUCGCUCAGCGAGAACGGGUCCGCCUAGGGGGGGGUGGGGGACAGAAUGGGUGUGAGGCGGUGGAUAUGGUUUUGGGACGAGGGGGUGAGGACGGGGGUUUGGCAGCAGAAGCGAGGGGUUCCGGGAUGUGGGUUGAGGCUCGGGGGAGGAGAAAGGCGGGUUGGGGUCGUUUCGGCGUAAUGAUUGGCGAUCAGAGUGUUCUUGGGAAGAAAAGGUGGCGGAAAGGGUGUCGGUGUGAUCUGGGCCCUCUUGGGGAGAGGCCGUUGGCGCCCCUCCUUCGUAGCUGUAUUAGGGAAGUGCGCGGGAAGGAGCCGAUCGAAAGAAGAAGUUGUCAUCAAUGGAGAGUUUGCUUGGUUGGGGUCCGCGUGCAACGCAUGCGGUAAACGCCAGUCUGAGCAGAUGGGGAAGUUUCCAGUCAGAGUAUUGAGAGUCAGCUGCAGAUAAGUUUGCGAUGCGAGCCCAGUCAGCAUUCAGCAAAUUGAAGCGCGGCGAAAAGUAUUGAGCAGCAAAAUGGAGACUCCGCGAGUCGCUCGUUGCGGCUUGAGGGGUCGGAUGUCCGAUGAUCCGAGGCUCAAGGAGUCGAAGUUCGAGCGAAGCUAGUAAGGCUUUUUGGGAAGAGAGCACAUUGGGUACUCCCCUCUCAAAAUUAACGAUGGGGGGUGAGGGAAAGGUUAAGUGGCAGUGGCUGGUCAGCCAGCCGAGCGCAUCCAGAAGCAGGUUGCAAGGCCUGAGAAAGCACGUCUUUCAAAGGUUGGAAUAAGUUUUCCGUCAUUCUCGAGUAGCCUAGUUGUUCACGGUGUUUGGGCGGACAAAGGCGUUGGUGUACUACAGAACCCUCACGGCACAUUUUGUCUCGGCAGGCUAAGCCGUCUAAAGCAUCACGGAUAACUGG